Molecule: messenger RNA, 1818 nt
Organism: Sorghum bicolor (sorghum)
Lineage: Eukaryota; Viridiplantae; Streptophyta; Magnoliopsida; Poales; Poaceae
Exons: 2
Coding region: 103-1263 (386 amino acids)
Molecular function (GO): protein binding
Source: RefSeq, a predicted model, not a curated record
UGCUGUAAUUUCUAACAUUCUACAUGCCCAACCCUCGUUCGCGGUUGCCCCACCAAAAACCUCCCCUCCGCCUCGCGCCGCCGCCGCCGCCCCGAGCGCGCCAUGGCGCCGCCACGCCCGCCGCUGCCGCUGAUCCACGACGUCAUGGUCGAGAUUUUCCUCCGCCUCCCGCCGGACGAGCCCGAGCACCUCUUCCGCGCCGCCCUCGUCUGCAAGCCGUGGCUCCGCAUCCUCUGCGACCCCGGGUUCCUCCGCCGCUACCGCGCCUUCCACGGAGCCCCUCCCCUGCUCGGCCUCCUCCACAGGCUCAAGGUCAUGCAAGGAGACCCCGAGCCCCGCCUCACCCCCACCACGGCGGCGCCCCUCUCCCCGUACCCCGACCGCGGCCGCUCGCGGGCCCUCGACUGCCGCCACGGCCGCGUCCUCCUCCACGUGGGGGCCGACUGCUGGCAUUUCGUCGUUUGGGACCCCGUCACGGGCGACGAGCACCGCCUGGAGGAGCCUGGCAUCCCGUGGCUGAUCUACUCCGGCGCGGUGCUGUGCGCUGUGCCUGGCUGUGACCAUCUCGACUGCCAUGGCGGCCCCUUCCGAGUGGUGUUUGUGGUCACCGACGACCAUGAGGAGCUCGUUAAGGCGACCGUGUACUCGUCAGAGACAGGUGCGUGGAGCUCGCCGGUGACUCUGGACAGUGGCUGUGAAUCCUAUGCUAAGCAUAGGCGAGAUGCUCUUGCCGAUAGUGGUUUCUAUUAUAUACCCUAUGUCCAGCCUAGGCGAGGCGCUGUUAUUGGAGAUGAGGCUUACUUCACGCUGCGGUGGGGUAAUGCAAUUGUCAAGUAUGAUUGGGGCAACAAUUCCAUAUCCUUGAUUAAUCCACCAACACAGCAUGUGUAUCAUGUUGCUCUCAUGGUGAUGGAGGACAGCUCACUGGGGUUUGCCUGCGUUCAGGAUUCCAGCCUUUAUCUGUGGUCAAGGAAGGUGAAUUCAGAACAAACUGCAGAAUGGGUACAAUGCAGGUCCAUCGAGCUGGAAGAGAUUAUACCUGUCAUCCGUCCUGAUGAUAAACCAUUAGUGGUUGGCUGUGCAGAGGGUAUGGAUGCCAUCUUCGUUAGCACAGGUGCUGGCUUAUUCACAAUCAGGCUCCACUCUAAGCUGGUUAAGAAGGUUGAGGGGUCUGGGGUCUACUUUAGUGUCCUACCCUACAUGAGCUUCUACACUCCAGAUCAUGGCAGAUUGUUGUCGCUUGGAGGACUUACUGAUCUCUGAUGUGCUGCUCACAGUGAUAAAAUUGCAGAAUUCACAAAUCCAGCCUUGAUUCUGAUGGUGUUGGCUCGAGUUAUUUUGUUUCCUGUUAGUAGUUUCAUGUCAUUAUGCUCAAGUGCGACCGUGCUCACUCAAGUUGUUCCGAUCAUGUUGCUGAUAAAAAAUGUACUUUUGUCGGUUUCUCAUCUGUUGAACAGUUUAGUAGGAAUGGGUCAAGCCGCCAUGUCCAAGUGUUGUCCUGUCGAAUAUCUCCUGAUCUGUGUUUCUGUCCGAUAUGUCAGGAAUAUUUAGCUACCGGCUCUGUCGUUUCCAUUUUCUUAAAAGAUUAUGACAUUCAGUGUUGACUGCUGCUCUUCAACAAGGUUGUCAACUAGUAGCAGUGUAAUUUUUUUUAAUACAUAACUGGAAGGUUUCAGUUUUGGGCAUCUCUUGUAAAGUCAGGGCUGAAGUCUGGUUAUUGAGGAGUCUUUGGGAAGCAGGACCAAUUGAAUAAUUGAUCUAGUUGACCGAGCAUCAAGCCACAGCUAUGAAAAAAUGGAGAUGAAACUUUACUUUGGA